Nasonia vitripennis (jewel wasp) is the source of this 4756-nucleotide messenger RNA. RefSeq lists its product as uncharacterized. Lineage: Eukaryota; Metazoa; Arthropoda; Insecta; Hymenoptera; Pteromalidae. The coding region runs from base 1343 to 3271 and encodes 642 amino acids. The transcript is spliced from 6 exons. The record is from RefSeq and is a predicted model, not a curated record.
UUCGGCCUGUCACUUGUGCCACUCAUGCUACAACUGCAACUGAGUCCAGAAAGUACAAAAAGGAAGAAUGAACUCGGCUGGAAAAAAGAGAGGACCGCACUGCGAUAAUUCGCGAGAAAAGAAUCCGGCGUCGCGUUUAUGAUUACUUUCGUUUGUAGUUAAACCGACAUACCUCCGCACCCCGCCGGAAUAUAAAGCCGCAGGCCUCGAGGAAGAGAGAAUAAAAAAGAAACAGCGUCGAAGAAAGGUAGCAAUCACGAGCCGUUGCAAGGGCCUUUCUCUUUCUCGCGAAGGUACGGUAAUUGGGCCCUGAGUCUCUCUCUGUCUCUCUUUCACCUGUGCAUCGCUGCGUACGAGAGGCAGACAGAGAGAUACAUAUCGAGCGCAAGCCAGGAAAGAGAGAAUAGCAGCCGCUCGGUUCCGUUUAUGCCUCUUGACGCUGAAUACCAAGUUUAAUGGCUAAUGGAGGAUUCAGCAACGGCUAGCUGCUCGUGCGUGACACACCGCGGUGUGCCAUUGUUGCUUUCUGCGUCUGCUUGAAUUGAUGAUAUACUUUUUAUUCUGAUUCGCGGAAUACGUAUUCAAAUCUUCUCUGGGUCAAUUUCGCUCGAUUGACUUUCUACGCGGCUAUUUAUAUCCGUAGUCGUCGAGGUAAUUCAAUUGCUUGUCUAAGUUAUACAUCCGCGUCGCCUAAUCGGAAGAUUCCGCUGGAAAUUUCGCACCGAUCGAUCAAGGGCCCAAAAAAGGCCCGUAUUCCCCCUUCCCCUCUCCUGGUCUCACGGUAAACAAGUGAAUUCCACUUUCCAUGGGAGGAAUUUUUGUUUCGUCGAAAAAUGUGAACCGUGCGCGCGCGCGCACGCGGAAGAUAUUGAAUGAGAAAGAGAAAAGAGGAAGAGAGGCAGCAGCGCGCGCGGGGCCUGACGCUGGGCCCACUGGUGGGGGAAGCGGCAGUAGCAGCGCCCGCGCGGAGAGUAGGUCAGUGGGACAUUGGUGCUCGGGCUGCUGGAUCGGCGUGCUCGCGUUCAGUCAGUCUCCGUCGGGCAGAUACGUCACGCCGCUCCGUGUGCUGGGCCUGAGCUGCCGCGAGUUUCGAAUUGUCGGUCUACACACGAGGUGGGCCUCACCGAUGAAGCGCCUCUGAUUUCGAACGGCUUUUUUCUCUCUUCUUCUUUUCUCUUCUCUUUGCGAGGAUUCUGUCUUCUUGUCCUCUUUUCUCUCUCCUCUUCUCUCUCGUCGCGAGUUUCGACCACGUGGGUGCAGUACAGUCAUUCGGCGAGGAAAUUCGCGCCGCUGGAGAGCUGGAGCAGCACCUUUGACAAAUAGCGCAACAAACUCACAGACGAUGGACAGGACGCGGAGGAGUUUACGGAAGACGGCCCUGUCGUUAUUGCUGCCGUUGCUUUUGUUGGCAAGCGCAAAUGGCGAAGCGCCACUGGUGGACAGCAGCGCGUUGCCGUUGGAGCACCGCUCGGUCUACGGACCCCCGGCCCAAUACGGUGCACCCGGAGGCUCUCACGGAGGUGCCGAGGAGAACUGGCCGCUCGCCUCUCCCGACACGCCCCAGAUUAAGCACCUGCAGGUGCAGUGCGAGAAGACGCACAUGCGCGUCAACAUCGAGUUCGAUCGACCCUUCUACGGGAUGAUCUUCAGCAAGGGAUUCUACUCCGACCCUCACUGCGUUCAUCUGAAGCCUGGCACUGGUCACCUCAGCGCCACCUUCGAGAUCUUCCUCAACUCCUGCGGAAUGAGUUCCUCGGCCAACCACAACGUUGCACCCUACGGCUCACCGACGCCCUCGGGUAGCUACGUCGAGAACACCAUCAUCAUCCAGUACGAUCCCUACGUCCAGGAGGUCUGGGAUCAGGCCAGGAAGCUCAGGUGCACCUGGUACGACUUCUACGAGAAGGCCGUCACCUUCAGACCAUUCCAGGUCGACAUGCUGCACGCCGUCACGGCCAACUUCUUGGGAGACAACCUCCAGUGCUGGAUGCAGAUCCAGGUCGGUAAGGGACCCUGGGCCUCCGAGGUGUCCGGUAUCGUCAAGAUCGGACAGACCAUGACAAUGGUCUUGGCCAUCAAGGACGACGAGAAUAAGUUCGACAUGCUCGUGAGGAACUGCGUUGCUCACGACGGAAAGAGGGCGCCCAUCCAGCUGGUUGACCAGUACGGAUGUGUCGUUAGGCCCAAGAUCAUGUCCAGGUUCCAGAAGAUCAAGAACUUUGGACCAAGCGCCUCGGUGGUGAGCUUCGCCUACUUCCAGGCCUUCAAGUUCCCCGACAGCAUGAACGUGCACUUCCAGUGCGUCAUCCAGGUUUGCCGCUACAACUGCCCCGAGCCCAAGUGCGGUCACCCUGGUCUCGAGUACGGCGCCGCCUCCAACUCCAUCUCCUCCGAGUACGGAGCACCAGUUCACCAGGGACUCUCGUCCGAGUACGGAGCACCUCCGUUACCCGAGUACGGAAUCCCACCAGCAUACCCCGAUCCCCGUCAUCCAAGCGGACCGGCUGGAGCAUACAGCGAGCCGAGUCCCGACGUAGUACCAGCCCCGCAAGCUCAGACCUCCUCGUCAUCGCCCAGCUCGACGUCGACGGGUAACGAAGCCACGGCCAGUAGCAGCGCACCCCAGCAAUCAUCCCAGCAGCAGCAACAGCAGCAGCAACAAGACAGCAUCCACCUGCCACCUCCUCCUCUGCCCGGACACCCCGCGGCCGCUUAUCAGACCGUCAAGAGGAAGGGAACCGUCGGCAGCGACGAGCUCGAAGGCAAUCUCGCGACGCUCGGCGGAAGGCCGAGGUCCGUCGAGGGUCUCCCCGCUGAGCUGCGCGGCGCCAGGAGACGAAGGAACGUCAUCGCUGCUGACGAGGACGACGAGAACGAGAGCUUCUUCCACACGGUGACGCUCGUCACCUCGCACGUGUACAAGCGAGCCGCCCAAGAGAUGACGGACGUCAACACCUCGCGCAUAAUCCAGGUCGUCGCUCCCGGAGACGUGAACUUCGCCCUGGGCAACACGAGCUCCGACAACGACACGACCGUCGUCAUCCAGGACGCCGCGUCGAACAGUGACCCCGAGACCAUCUGCAUGUCCCUCCCGGGCUUCGUCGGCGGCCUCGUCAUGCUGCUGCUCGUCAUCGUCGUCGCCUCGCUCGUCGCCGCGUUCCUCUUCGUGCGCGUCCGCGCCGUCGAUCGCAAAAACGCCGGCAUCAGCUUGGGCUUCGCUCAUCCGGCUUACGUCACCGAGAACCCCGAGCUCGUCAAGGUCGCCAACUGAACGGCCGCAGUUUGAAGCUCGACUUUCGUGCUGACUCUUGUUAAAGCAACGAUCAAAGAGAGAGAUAGACGACGACGGUAGUCACACGGCCCAGCAGGCGGAGUCCCGCCGGCUGUCGCUGAUUAUCCCGUCGUUGUCGCGGGGCUAUGCUAAAUAACCCCUCGAUUCGAUCUUUCGAUGUUUCAUGCUACUGUAAACGUUCAUAAAUCUCCCUCUCUCUCUCUCUCUCUCUCUCUCUCUCUCUCUCUCUCUCUCUCUCUCUCAACCCCCGCGUAUAAACGUGUCUUACUCCUCCGCGUCCCUCUCUUUCUCUCUCUUUUCUCUCUCUAUCUCUCGCGGCAGCUCAGACGCGCGAUAUGCCUUCCCUCCGAGCUUCUCGCAGCGAGGGGAUAAUGGUACAACAAGGGUAUGAUAACGAUGAUAAUAAUUCGAGGUCGAGUCCCACUUCAGAGGAUCUGCGUAUUCGCUUGCGGGGAUCGAUACUCUGCCGUAUAGAUUCCACAUACGGCGAUCGUCAUCGUCGUCCGGAUCCAACGAGCUUUCGGAGAUGGCGAUGAACAAAUCGGUCCGGCAAAACGAAUAUUCACUCCGCAUUAUAAGGGGAUGUCGUUUAACACGAGCGGUGUCGAACGACGGACAAAGACUGAAUGAUCGGUUCUCACUCCUCGAGAAGCUCGAAGAGAAGGAGUCGCCCUUUCUUCUCGUUGACGAGAGAGAAAAAAAGCUCGCUACGUAUUCGCACACCUCCGUCCGGUCCCUUCAGGUGGGACGCUCCGAUGACGUGCUCGCUGUGUAAAUAUUGGAGAGGAACUCGGGGGGACGGACGGAGAUUCGACGAUGGAGAGAAAAAGAGAGAGAGAAAGGAAGGAAGCCCGAGAAGACGAGAAAAAAGACGAGAGCUUGAGGAGCACUCGCGGUGUACAUAUUUUUUUUUGUAUCGUUUGUUUGUUUUUUCUUUCUUGUCCUCGACAAGCACGACGAUGCGCGACGACGAAAAGAGCUCGUACUAUACUUGAUAUCUGUCUCUCAACAUCGCAUCGAGAACCCUAUAUUGUAUACGCGUUAUAUUAUAGUUGUGUAUCGAAGAAACGCUCGCGUCGCGGAUGCAGUGCGCGCAGACGUUGAAUUAUUGUAAUGUAUAUUUUAACAUAGCUGCUACUACUAUAAUACUGGAGUUAUAGGCUUUGUGGUUUGGUCGACUCUCGGACGUGUAUGAACCAGUGUUCUUAGUCUCACUGUCUGCGCUCACUGCCUCCGCGAACCAUUCAUUGUUUGUACUAUUUAAUUGCGACGAGUGACCACGCGUGCUUCGUACAUUGUAUUUUUCCUAACCACCCCUCUCCCCUUCCUAUCAUUUUAUCAUCAUUUGCCAUCGAGCGUCGCUCCACUCGAGCUACGCAGUCUCUCUUUCCCUCUUCCUAUCUACGCAUAUAUUUAUUUUUUAUUUAAAUUAAAAUUAAUAAAAAAAGAAGCAAAUUAACAAAA